CCCGGCAGCGCCACAUUUGUUCGUCACUUACGCGCCGUCGACCUUGCAGGCUAUGAUAAAGUCUCACAAAACUUCCAAGGAAUACAAAGGAAAAUUUCUGAUUUUGAUUUUGUCAUAGAACUGAAGAUGAUAGCGAUCAUCUUUUCCAGCCCUUGACGGGCUUCUAGUGCCAUCUAUACGCUUUAAAAUGGGAGCAUGGUAUAUUAUUCUCAUCAACCACCUACUUCGUUACUUUUGCUCCCCCAUGGCGAUUCGGGUUGAUAUUUCAUCAGACCUUACCAAUGACGACAAAACUUACAUGUUUCAAUUUCUCGACGCUAAUCUGAAUUCCGGAAUCCUCUACGCGCUAUUGCAUGGCAUCUACACUGGCAUCCUUGCUGUUACAUUGUGGAAUAUAUUCAUUAACAAGUCCUGGCCAAUUCGACGAGCUAUGGUCGCCGUUAUCAUCCUCCUCUAUACUCUGAUUACUAUCAGUUUUGGUGCCAGAUGGUCACUUACACACUUCGCAUUCAUCGAUGAUGGACAAAGUUUUUGGACCGUAUAUCUGAAUCUUGUCGGUACGACCCAAGCAUUCUACUGGGAAACGAGUAUCACUGCCUCCAUUAGUACCAUUCUCACAGACUUAUAUAUGAUUUGGUGCUGCUGGAUGGUUUGGGGACGACGCUGGCUUGUUAUUCUCCUUCCAAUGUUUUCCCUGGCUUCCGCAAUCGCAUCAAAAAUCAUAACAGUGUAUCACGACUACUUUGAUGAACCUGCGGGCGUAUUUCUUAUACUCUAUAUAUCAUCCAUUCUGGCGACGACAUUAACAUGCACCUUGCUUAUCAUUUACCGCAUUAUAACUAUCACCGGGGUUUGCCGUGGAGCUGAGGGUCGACUCAAAGUUUACCACCAUUUCGUUGAAGUACUAGUGGAAUCUUCGGCUCUCUAUUCAAUAACUCUGAUCCUAUUUUUGGCGUUCAUCAUUCGCAACCACCAGGGACAACAUUACCUUGAUGUUGCAGCCAGCAUCGCAAAGGGAAUUUCUCCGACGCUUCUCGUAGGACGUAUCACUGCAGGUCGCCGGGCCCGCCCAGACGAUUCCUGGCAGGAAAGCGUGAUGGCGUCAGCUUCAAUUAUGCCGUCUUCCCAAGAGCACAGUAGGACGAGCUCCCAGGAGGUUGGACCGACAAGUUCAGUCCUUGAUAAUGACCUCGAAGCUCAACGUGGGAGCAGUGUAAGGGUAGACUGAUCUUCCUCUAUCAUCUCCCUAUAUUACACUAAAGAAUACCUUUUCGUUUUAGGGACCCUCUCCUACAUCCUUUUCUGGACCUAAUCUAGCUGAGCAUGUACGUUCCAUCACAGGGCAACGCGAUGACCUUGCCUAAGUUCGGGAAUUCCCUGCUAUGACUUUGGCGACAUCAAUAUCAGGGCUUUAGUGGCGGCUAAUCUAGGUCUUGGGUUGUUGCGUAGCUGGACCUUGUUAGCUUUACAAACACCCCGCGACGUUUGUAAAACGGUCGCUCUUCUCUCACUUCCUAUCUCAAUACUUUUACACUUGUUCUAUUGAUCGUCCGGAUUGGCAUCAACUACAGUAUCGACUCCUAUAGUUUUAGAUAUUAUUAAUCCUAUUCCAUCUGUAAGUAAUACACUUGCAAUAUACCCUCAAGACCUCUAUCAUCCCA
This is a messenger RNA of Desarmillaria tabescens, 1661 nucleotides long. RefSeq lists its product as uncharacterized. The record is from RefSeq and is a predicted model, not a curated record. Bases 188 to 1228 code for a protein of 346 amino acids. The transcript is spliced from 6 exons. NCBI's taxonomy places the organism in Eukaryota, Fungi, Basidiomycota, Agaricomycetes, Agaricales, Physalacriaceae.